Lachancea thermotolerans CBS 6340 is the source of this 2736-nucleotide messenger RNA. RefSeq names its product KLTH0F00638p. The record is from RefSeq and is a predicted model, not a curated record. Gene Ontology annotation, cellular component: early endosome; Golgi apparatus; membrane. The transcript has a single exon. Lineage: Eukaryota; Fungi; Ascomycota; Saccharomycetes; Saccharomycetales; Saccharomycetaceae. Gene Ontology annotation, biological process: transmembrane transport; chloride transport. Gene Ontology annotation, molecular function: voltage-gated chloride channel activity. The coding region runs from base 1 to 2736 and encodes 911 amino acids.
AUGCCGUUUAAAAACGCCGCAGCCCACAAUGAUUCCAAUACUUUUCAUUCUGCUAUGAAAGGAAGCAGCCGCAGGAUAAGAGGACGCAGUUCUCAAAGGGGCGGUGUUUCGAGAGCAGCUUCGGUUAACUUGCGCCUAGAAGGACUUCCAGGCCCUGGUGUUAUAAACGAAGUCGUUCAAGGGACGGAAUCACCGCAUCCACACUCCAAGGCACUGUCACAGCUCACUCAGAUAUCGAGCAUUCGCUCACCCAUCAGAAAUGCUGGGCCUCAAGAUUAUUUUCACAUUAACUCUCAAGGCUCUUCCCCCACGAAGUACGGCAGUACAGACCAGGGCCGUAAUGGACAGGAAUCUGAGGCUAGCCUUUAUAGUGAGAGCACACAGCCGCCUUAUUUAUUUCCAAAAUUUCGCAACUUGACUGAAACUCUCAAUUCUGAGACCUUGCUACCUCGCAAUUACUAUGAUGAUUUCACCAGUGUGGACUGGGUCAAGGACUACCUUUAUGAUGUCUGGCAAAAGCAGCAAAUGUCAGCUUUGAGGGGAUUUACUGGCAAGUUAAAAAGGGUAUACGGAAAUGCUCAGGACUGGGUACUUAUUACAGUGGUUGCUUUUAGCUGUUCCCUUUUAGCAUUUUUCAUAGACAAGGCCGAGGAGCUUUUGGUUGACCUAAAACGAGGUUACUGUAAAUCAAACUUUUUUUUCAAUCAGCAACAGUGCUGUGCCAGUUAUACAUGUGCAAAUUGGAAAUUAUGGCCUGAAGCUCUUAGAUUCCUUCAUGGUGGUGUACUGCGUUCUGAUUUUAUGGUUUACACAUUCCUUAGCCUGAUAUUAGCGCUCUCGGCAGCGAAAGUCACAUUGACGACGAAAUAUAUCAACCCCUUGGCCUUUCAAACCGAUAAGAAGAUAUUCAAAACAAUGUAUCAUGCUUAUGGUAGCGGAGUUCCUGAGGUUAAAACAAUUCUUUCGGGUUUCAUCAUAAGAAAAUUUUUGGGCACUUACACACUCUUCUCAAAAUCAAUCGCGUUAGUUCUUGCUAUUGCGUCAGGAUUGUCUUUGGGCAAGGAGGGACCAUAUGUUCAUCUUGCUACAUGCGUUGGAAACAUCGUUAGUAGACAAUUCGCAAAGUUCAAACUUAACGGGAUUGAGAGGCGCGUAAUACUGUCAGCCUCUGCUGCUGCAGGUGUCACUCUGGCAUUCGGUUCCCCGCUUGGUGGCGUCUUAUUUUCACUUGAAGAAGUCAGUUAUUUUCUACCAGGAAAUCAGCUCUUCAAAACCUUCUUUUCUGCUAUUAUGGCAAAUUUAUUUUUGCGCCUACUGAACCCUUAUGGGACUGGGAAAGCAGUUUUAUUUGAGGUCAAGUACUCUUCUGACUGGCAGACUACAGAACUUUUUUUGGUCACAAUCAUCGGUGCUAUCGGUGGCGUGUUCGGAGCCUACUUUUGCAAGUUCGCGUCUUUUUGGGGAAGCUGGUUCAGGAGCAAAAGCUUUAUUCGUGAAAAGCAUCUCCGGGAAGUUGCGUUAAUAGCUCUUUUAACAGCAGCGCUCACAUUUCCCAAUUCUUAUACGAACAUCUCAGUUGCAGAACUACUGGCAAACCUUGCGUCGCCGUGCUUCUCUCCUGACGACUUCACCGGAAAACAUGGACUAUGCCCAGUUGAUAGAAAGUCAUUUCCAAGUGAGAUCGUUCCCCUUUCUUACGCUCUUAUUGUCAAAAUUGUGCUAACUAGCAUAACAUUUGGAGUCAAGGUCCCUGCGGGUAUAUAUGUGCCUUCGAUGGUGAUAGGUGCCUUAUUUGGAAGGAUUUUUGCAACAUGGUUUGAACACCUAGCAAGUCUCUAUCCCAACUUUUUUGUUUUCACUCAAAUUUGCAACAAAUCAGGCUUAGAAGGCGUUUGCAUAGACAUGGGGAUAUAUGCCAUGAUUUCUGCCGGAGCUUUUAUGGCUGGCGUCACUAGAAUGAACGUGACCCUUGCGAUCAUUAUCUUUGAAUUAACGUCUUCUUAUAAUUAUGUGGUGCCAAUAUCAAUUGCUAUCGCUGUCUCAAACUUAGUUGCGCAUGUAAUCGAGCCACAAUCCCUUUAUGAGAUGCUUAUGAGAAAGAACGACCUGCCCUUUUUGGAUAAUCGAAAGGUUCGCGACUUUAGGAACCACGAUGGCUUGAGAGAAAUAGUUUCGACAUUGAAACAAGGCAAUGGGAACAUUUACGUCAACCUCAGUGAACAAAAAGCCUUUUCAUCUGCAGUCCUUAGAGAACACUUGAGCAAUCUUCAAAAGGAGGGCCUCGUUGAUGGUUGCAUACCCAUAAUUAAUAAUGGUAAGUUGGCUGGCGUCUUGCCGGCUCCGGAACUUGAACUGGCAUUGGAUAAACUCAAAUGCUUCGCUGAUGAGUUCAAAUUAACUCAGGACUUGAAGGUUCGGUUAUUAGAGGUUGAUACCAGCAUUCCCAGCAGGGGGGGUGAUAAAAACUUUACCAGCCCCAUUGAAUCUUUUCCAAAUCUCACUAGUCAAGAAGAAUGGCUUGCUGUUAAUGAAAUUCUUGAGAAAUUAUGCGAUUUGACACCCAUUGUUGAGAAGUUCCCUAUAAUGCUAGACCUCAACUCUUCUCCUUCGCUAGUGGAGCUUAUAUUUACUAAGUUGGGCAACCGAUUCAUAUCAGUAUUAGACGGUGAUGAGUUCGUGGGCUUAGUUCACAGAAAACACUUCAUUGACUAUUGUCGAGACAAGGCUAUACUUUAG